Molecule: messenger RNA, 2466 nt
Organism: Lactuca sativa (garden lettuce)
Lineage: Eukaryota; Viridiplantae; Streptophyta; Magnoliopsida; Asterales; Asteraceae
Product: long-chain-alcohol oxidase FAO1
Molecular function (GO): long-chain-alcohol oxidase activity; flavin adenine dinucleotide binding
Source: RefSeq, a predicted model, not a curated record
AUAUGAUACCAAAACAUAUACAACCUCAAUUCCACUUGAAAUCAACAUAGUAUAAUUUACAAACACAGAGAGAUGUGUGACGAGAGUGAGGGUGAGUGUCACCCUCUGUUACGAGGUGGGAGAACCGAAGAGUACCAAACAAAAAGCUUUUCUUCAUCAGAAAUGGAGACUCUGAGCAGCUUAUGUGACGUCAUCCUGCAACCACUCCCUUUGAAUUCUCUUGAUGAUAAUGGCAACAAGGUAGAAGAAUCAAUCCGUUCAUUCUCAACUGCUUCUGGCUCUCAAUACUCAGUACCAACGAAGGUAGCUCAUCAUUUGAUGAAGAGGGGGUUUCUUGAAGCAGUAAUGGUGGUGAGAUUGGUCGUAGCACUUCUUUCCACCAGACUGGGUACCUUUUUACUUUCUGGAUCUCUUUGUUUAUCUCAUAAAUGGCCAUACGUAAAGAAAUUUUCAGAAAUUCCCUUACAUAAGAGGGAGAAGGUUCUGCAGAAGUGGUUUAAUAAUAGAUUUCUAACUCCUAUCAGACUCGGGUUUGUGUUCCUCAAGACUCUCUGCCUUCUGGUAUUCUUUUCUCAGGUGGGUGAGAAAGCAGAUAAUCCUGCAUGGAAAGCCAUCGGCUACCACAUAGACAUCACCGAAGAACAUCCCAAAGAGGACCACAACGAGCGCCCUUUACAGAAAGGAAUGGUGGAAAUCAUGAAAGAAAACGAUCAAACUCUUGUACAUUCUCUUCUUCAAAAAGGCCUGGAUGUAACCGAAGAAUUCAAAGAAAACAUUUGCAAAAUCAAAUGCGAUGUUGUAAUAGUCGGCUCUGGUUGUGGUGGUGGUGUUGCAGCUGCCAUUCUCGCAAAAUCCGGCAAGAAAGUUGUGGUUCUUGAAAAAGGAAACUACUUUACUCAAAAAGAUUAUUCAAAACUCGAAGGACCUUCUCUGGAUCAACUCUAUGAAUCAGGAGGAAUACUUCCUACCCUUGAUGGUAAAAUAAUGAUUCAAGCAGGAGCCACAGUAGGUGGUGGCUCAGCAGUCAACUGGUCAGCUUGCAUUAGAACACCACAACCCGUGCUUCAAGAAUGGGCUGAAGAAGAAAACAUGAAGUUAUACGAAAGCCACGAGUAUAUGUCUGCAAUGAACAAAGUGUGUGAAAGAAUCGGUGUUACUAAAAAAUGCACAAGAGAAGGGUUCCAGAAUCAAGUUCUUCGUAAAGGGUGUCAGAAUCUUGGUCUAAAAGUUGAAGAUGUCCCACAAAACACAUCAAAGAAUCAUUAUUGUGGUUCUUGUUGUUAUGGUUGCAGAUCAGGGGAUAAAAAGGGAACCGAUUCCACAUGGUUGGUUGAUGCAGUUGAUCAUGGGGCUGUGAUCAUAACCGGAUGUAAUGCAAAGAAAUUUAUCUUAACAAGUAACAAAGGAAAGAAAAGAAGAAAGAAGUGUGUAGGAGUAAUUGCUCAAGUUUUAAACCAAGAAAUCUCUAAAAGAUUACACAUCGAAGCAAAAGUCACAGUUUCUGCAUGUGGGUCUCUUUUAACACCACCUUUAAUGAUAUCCAGCGGUCUCAAAAACCCUAACAUUGGCCGGAAUCUUCAUAUGCAUCCCGUUGCAAUGGCAUGGGGAUACUUUCCAGAAAGCGAUGACUCGGAUCUUACAGGAAAAAACCAGGAGGGGGGAAUAUUGACAUCUGUUCAUAAUCCAGGGUCAGAUGAGACGUACAUCUUGGAAGUCCCAGCACUAGGGCCUGGAUCUUUUGCUGCUUUAUGUCCAUGGAUUUCUGGGAAAGACUUAAAAGAAAGAAUGCUGAAAUUCUCACGAACAGCUCAUGUAUUUUCAUUGGUGAGAGACCGAGGAUCUGGAAAAGUGACAUCAGCAGGAAGGAUAGGUUAUAAAUUUAGCAAAUUUGACAAUGCAAGCAUCAAGAAAGGGUUGAGACAGGCGUUAAGGGUGUUGAUUGCAGCAGGAGCUGUUGAAGUGGGUACUCAAAGAAGCGAUGGACAGAGAUUGAAAUGCAAAGGGACAAGUGAAAAGGAGAUAGAGGAGUUCUUGGAGACAGUAGAUGCUGUUGGGGGUCCGAUGUCAAUGGUGAAAGAUUGGAAUAUUUAUUGUUCGGCUCAUCAAAUGGGGAGUUGCAGAAUGGGGAAAAGUGAGAAGGAAGGUGCAGUGGAUGAGAAUGGGGAGAGCUGGGAAGCGGAGGGACUUUAUGUUUGUGAUGGGAGUAUUCUACCGAGUGCUGUUGGUGUCAAUCCCAUGAUCACAAUUCAGUCGACUGCUUAUUGCCUUGCUGAAAGAAUUGCAGACACUUUCGGAUGAAAAGAUGUAUGUAAGAUUUGAAGUUAAUUAAUAAUGGAAGUGUAUUAUAGAGUAUACUGUCAACUGUAUUAUAGAGUAUACUGUCAACUAAAUGGUUUGUGAAGUUGAUGUAGUAGCUUGUGUAUGUUACUUCGCUACUGAAUAAAAAGAUCUUCCAUUGUUGGUGAA